This is a messenger RNA of Brenthis ino (lesser marbled fritillary), 297 nucleotides long. NCBI's taxonomy places the organism in Eukaryota, Metazoa, Arthropoda, Insecta, Lepidoptera, Nymphalidae. The record is from the annotation of a GenBank genome assembly.
AUGAGUGACCAUCAAUAUGGGCCGAUUAGGACAAGGGAAGGACACGCGGGAGGGGAAUAUUAUCUUGAGCGGGAAGGAGCGUUAGUCGCGUUGGCGUGCAUUUUGCAUGAGCCGGCGCCGGCGUGCGAGCGAGAGGGCUGCGAGAGGGACGCUCUGGAUCUACAUUUAAAGCGCAUUGUAAGCAAACGCAUUAUUAAUGUAUCUGUUUUAGUUGUUGGGGAGUACCGGAGUACCGGCGCGCCCGGCUGCCAAGAGCGGCCCGAGUUAUUCAUGCUUCAUGCAUACACCAUUCAUAUU